Humulus lupulus (European hop) is the source of this 1333-nucleotide messenger RNA. RefSeq lists its product as uncharacterized. Gene Ontology annotation, molecular function: ER lumen protein retrieval receptor activity. The record is from RefSeq and is a predicted model, not a curated record. The transcript is spliced from 6 exons. NCBI's taxonomy places the organism in Eukaryota, Viridiplantae, Streptophyta, Magnoliopsida, Rosales, Cannabaceae. Bases 211 to 1029 code for a protein of 272 amino acids. Gene Ontology annotation, cellular component: membrane. Gene Ontology annotation, biological process: protein retention in ER lumen.
AGAUUGACCAUUGGGACAAUUUUCACGCAAAAUCUCUCCCUUAAAAUCUUUUUUCUCUCUCCUCAUAAUUAUCUCUUUCACAACCUCACCAGAUUUAUUAAUUUUAUUUUAUAUUAUUCUUUUUCCCAAAGUGUCCCGGUCUCUCUAUAUUUUCCCUUUCUUAUCAGAAAAUUUCCAGGAAAAUCGACGCACACCGAGAAAAAUAACCUCAUGAAGGCUCCCAAGAGACCGAUCCACGCAGUUUCCACAUGGGUCAGGCGACAGCCCCCCAAAGUGAAGGCCUUUUUGGCUGUGAUUUCGGGUAUGACGGCUCUGGUUUUGCUCCGAUUUAUCGUUCACGAUCACGAUAACCUUUUUGUCGCUGCGGAGGCUGUGCACUCCAUUGGGAUUUCUGUGCUUAUCUAUAAGCUUAUGAAGGAGAAGACUUGUGCUGGGUUAUCACUGAAAUCUCAGGAACUGACAGCGAUCUUUUUAGCUGUUAGAUUGUACUGUAGUUUUGUUAUGGAAUAUGAUAUACACACCCUACUUGAUCUAGCAACCCUGGGAACAACCCUGUGGGUUAUUUUCAUGAUCCGUUUUAAAUUGAAGUCUAGUUACAUGGAGGAUAAAGACAACUUUGCAAUUUAUUAUGUGGUGGUGCCCUGUGCUGUGUUAGCUUUGCUCAUUCACCCAUCAACCUCUCAUCAUCUGUUGAACAGGAUUUUCUGGGCUUUCUGUGUGUAUCUUGAAGCUGUUUCAGUGUUACCACAGUUGCGGGUCAUGCAGAACACAAAGAUUGUUGAACCAUUCACGGCUCAUUAUGUAUUUGCACUGGGUAUCGCGAGGUUUCUCAGCUGUGCCCAUUGGGUUCUCCAGGUUCUAGAUACUCGAGGCCAGUUGCUUGUAGCUCUAGGAUAUGGACUAUGGCCCUCGAUGGUUCUUAUCUCAGAAAUUGUUCAAACUUUCAUCUUGGCCGACUUCUGUUAUUACUAUGUUAAGAGCGUUUUUGGAGGGCAGCUUGUUCUCCGACUCCCAUCAGGAGUGGUGUAAACUGAGGUCUCGCCGAGCAAACACCUUGGCCCCCAUAAUUAACUUAAUUAGGCAUGUUGUUGCUUGUACCCCUUUUUGCACUCAACACGGGCCUAGUUCUCUCUCAUCUUAUCUUGGUCGAAAUUGAAGUGGGAUGUUUUGAAGUUGGGGAUUUGAAUUUGAUAUUUAUAUAUAUCGAACAUGAUUCACACAGUUAAUUUUACUUGCGUCGGUUCCAUUAUUCCGCACCAAGAUUAUUUUGGACAUUUUGUAGUCUCUACUUUAGAGGAUAUUGCUUAAAUCACUAAUUAGAUUAUUAACAGUA